Molecule: messenger RNA, 1572 nt
Organism: Daldinia childiae
Lineage: Eukaryota; Fungi; Ascomycota; Sordariomycetes; Xylariales; Hypoxylaceae
Product: Purine-cytosine permease fcyB
Exons: 3
Coding region: 1-1572 (523 amino acids)
Biological process (GO): transmembrane transport
Cellular component (GO): plasma membrane; fungal-type vacuole membrane
Molecular function (GO): transmembrane transporter activity
Source: RefSeq, a predicted model, not a curated record
AUGUCGCUGAACAGAAAUAUGAGGGCCGACGACGUCGAAUCCGAACAGAAGGCUAAGGGUCCUGAUAUCGACUAUGGCUUCGGUUACGUCAGCGACGGCAAUGCCGUUCACGGCCAGGAACUCACCGCCGGCAAGUCGGUGUAUGCUAAGCUCCAGCGGUUCGCGGGUAAAUUUGGCGUGGAGCAGAGAGGCAUUGAGCGUGUUCCUAGUGAUGAGAGGACGGAUUCGAGUAUGACCCAGGUCGGCACACUGUGGUUCUCGGCCAAUAUGGUCGUCUCAUCGUUUGCGAUUGGCGCUCUUGCGCGUCCCGUGUUUAAUCUAGGGUUUGUGGACAGCGCCUUGACUAUCAUAUUUAUCAACCUCCUGGGUAUCAUGCCCGUCUGCUUCUUCUCAACCUUUGGUCCCCGGUUCGGCUUGCGACAGAUGGUGCUGUCUCGAUUCUACUUUGGCUUCUACGGUGUUAAAUUAAUUGCCAUAUUCAAUAUCCUGGCAUGUAUUGGUUGGUCUGCAGUCAAUGUCAUAGUUGGCGCUCAGUUCUUCCACGCGGUUAAUGGAGAUGUACCUGGCUGGGCUGGCAUCCUGGUUAUCUCCUUUGCAACACUAGCCAUCUGCACAUUCGGCUACAAAAUCGUUCAUGCCUACGAGAAAUGGUCCUGGAUCCCGGUAUUUGUAAUGUUCAUGAUCGUAUUAGGUACCUUUGCCCACUCCGGCGAAUUCAACAGCUUACUUCCGCUUGAGACUGGACCUAGUGAGGCAGGUGGCGUACUGUCUUUUGCGGCGUCGGUAUAUGGUUUUGCAACGGGAUGGACGUCCUACGCUGCUGAUUAUACAGUAUACCAACCAGUGAACCGCUCCCGGAAAUCUAUCUUCCUAUGGACUUUUGCCGGCUUGUUCGUCGCUCUGUGUUUCACCGAGCUUCUCGGCGCUGCUGUAGCUACGGCGAUGGCUACGAACGAAACCUAUGUGGAAGCUUAUGAAGACGCACAUAUUGGCGGUCUACUAGCUCAAGUCCUCGUACCGCGUCUCGGCCGCUUCGGCGAGUUCUGCGUCGUGAUGCUGGGCCUUUCCAUCAUUGGGAACAACUGCCCGAAUGCAUACUCGGUCUCAUUGUCGCUACAAGUAUUAUCAGAGAAGACACAACGAGUACCGCGCUUCAUCUGGACUUUACUAGGCACGGCUGUAUAUAUCGCCAUUGCAAUCCCGGGGUACGACCACUUCGAAGAUACGCUCGAAAGUUUCAUGCUUAUCAUUGGCUACUGGCUAGCUAUCUACGAGGGUGUUUCCUUGACGGAGCACUUUGUUUUCCGGCGCGGCUCCUUCACCCGGUAUAACCCCGAAGACUACGCCAACCCUUCACGUUUACCCCCUGGUUUCGCCGCCGUCACGGCAUUUUGUGUAGGUGUUGGUGGUGCCGUGCUAGGCAUGGCACAGCAGUGGUUCACGGGCCCCAUAGGCAAGCUCUGUGGUGCUGCACCGUUCGGCGGCGACGCAGGCUUCGAGCUGGCAUUUGGGUUUGCAGCAGUAAGCUAUCUUGGCCUUAGGGCGAUCGAGAAGGCGUACUUUGGCAGGUAG